Messenger RNA from Podospora anserina S mat+, 1500 nucleotides. RefSeq lists its product as uncharacterized. The transcript has 2 exons. Bases 1 to 1500 code for a protein of 499 amino acids. Gene Ontology annotation, molecular function: heme binding; iron ion binding; monooxygenase activity. The record is from RefSeq and is a predicted model, not a curated record. Lineage: Eukaryota; Fungi; Ascomycota; Sordariomycetes; Sordariales; Podosporaceae.
AUGACAGGGUUAUUCGCCCUUUUGGGCCUGAGCCUCUCUCAGUUGGCCAGUCUGGUUGGUACUCUGCUCCUCACAUUGCUCUUCUGGCGGCGAUACUGCUCUCCAAUCAGCGAUAUUCCCGGCCCAUUCACGGCCAGCUUCACCAGAAUAUGGCACGUCCUUCACAUUCUCAAGGGCGACCAAAACUUAGAGCUCAUCAGGCUGCAUGACAAGCAUGGUGGGUGUCACUUUGUCCGUAUCGCUCCGAAUGAAGUCAGCAUCAGCCAUCCUGACGCGAUCAAGAAAGUCCUCGCUUCUCCUUUUCUACACAAAGCCCCUUGGUACAAAGUGAUUGCCUUCCCCGAUGGGCGUUUCCAAAACCCCAUGUCAGCUACUGAUCCUGCCGUCAAAAACGAACUGUCUCGCCAUCUCGCCCCAGCAUACACCCUUCCCAACCUUCUCCGCUCCGAAGAAGCCAUCGGCAACACCCUCGAGCUCCUCUUUGACUGGCUCGACAAGUUCAGCUCUUCCAAGAAGCCCAUCGAUCUCGACAAGUUCUUCACCUUUGCCACCUCGGACGUCAUCGGCGAGGUCAUCUUUUCCAAGCAGUUCGGCUUUCUGAGAGAGGGCAAAGACAUCAACAACACCAUCGCCAACACACACCCUCAAGCGGCCUAUGUCUCCAUCGCCGGGUUCUUCCGCUGGUUUCAUGUGCUGUUUCUCAGCAACAGAUUCAUCACCUGGCUGGGAGUGACACCGUGGGGGCACCUUAUCGACACGGCCAUGACGGCGAUCGAAGAGCGGCAGGAGAAUCCCAACGUGGAGAAGUUUGAUGCCUUGGCGCACUGGCUCCACAUGCUGGAGAAGAGCAAGGGCAAGAUGGAGAUGCAUGAGAUACACUCGGCGGCGUUCAACGCUGCGGCUGCGGGGAAUGAGACGGUGGCGACGGGGCUGCAGGCGUUUGUGUACUACAUGAUUCGACACCCCACUGCGUGGGCAAGAUGCAGGAGGGAGAUUGAUGCUGCCAAGGUUGGGACUGUCGGUGGUAGAUCAGUGUCAUUUGCGGACGCCCAGCAUUUGCCGUUCUUGCAAGCGUGCAUCAAAGAGGCGUUGAGAGUGUUUGGUCCUGCGUCGAUGGGGUUGCCGAGAGUGGUGCCGAAAGGAACCCCCUUGGUGAUUGGAGACAGACGCAUUCCUGGCGGCACCACCGUGUCCGUGAACGUGUGGGUGAUUCACCACAGUAAGGAGAUCUGGGGGGAGGAUGCCAGGAUGUUUAACCCUGACAGAUGGCUCACUCCUGACGCGGUGAGGUUGGAAAAAUACUUUGUGCCUUGGGGUUUUGGGUACGCCUCGUGUCCUGGUCAGAAUCUUGCAAAGAUUGAGCUCAGCAAGACAUGUGCGACUUUGGUCAGGGAUUAUGAUUUUGUGCAGGUUGACAAAGCCAAGGAGUGGAGGUGGAAAGCCUACUUUACCGUUGUUCCAAAGGACUGGCCCUGUUACGUUGCGAGGAGAGAGCGAUGA